This is a messenger RNA of Motacilla alba alba, 6085 nucleotides long. RefSeq names its product galactose-3-O-sulfotransferase 2 (gene GAL3ST2). The record is from RefSeq and is a predicted model, not a curated record. Gene Ontology annotation, biological process: glycolipid biosynthetic process; glycoprotein biosynthetic process. The coding region runs from base 4547 to 5707 and encodes 386 amino acids. The transcript has 4 exons. Gene Ontology annotation, cellular component: membrane. Gene Ontology annotation, molecular function: galactosylceramide sulfotransferase activity. Lineage: Eukaryota; Metazoa; Chordata; Aves; Passeriformes; Motacillidae.
AUGGAAUUUGAUCACCCAUGCAGGGACACUCCGUGGCCAUGGACAGCAGAGAUCUCCUGGAGGGAGGAUUGGCUGUGGGAGAGAUAAAGUAAACUGCCCCAUGAACAGAAGAUAACUGCCCUACCUUUAACAGAUGGUAAUUUAAUAUACACUCAGCUAAAUGUGAGACACUUCCUCACUUGCUUUAUGUAAUACACUUACCCAAAGCCCACAACAGCAUCUGGCUAUGGCCUCUUUAGUGAUGCCACCUCCAGGCUGUCCCAAAUAAGCAUCACUGUUGUCCCAUGUACAGGUUUGCAGUGCUGGAAGGACUGGCCAGAGAAGAGGGGAUGCUGGAGACACAGCUUCUGGGUUUUAUUAACUGGAGAAGAAAUACCAGCAGUUAAGAUGAGGAAGGGAAGAUCCCAGCCCUCCUGCUUGGCUAGGGGCAGGCUCUAGGCAUGCCAGUAAUUCCUGCUUCCUUGACUUCCAGUCUGUUCUUCACAGCAAAUCAUGAUUUGCUCUCACAGAGAGGUGUAAAAUUAUCCCUCCCAACCUGCUUACCUGGAGUGAUACCUGGGAUAACCUGGAGUGAUAAUCCAAAAAGAUGGGCUUGGAGCAACCUGGUCUAGUGGAAGGUGUCCCUGCCCAUAGCAGACAAGUGGAAUGAGAUGGGCUUUCAGGUCCCUUCCAACCCAAACCACUCUGUGACUCUGUGCUGGGAGUGCUGUGGGCUCUGUGGGCACGAGAGGCCUUGCAGAGGGAUCUGCACAGAUGCACCACGGGGCAGUGCCAGGGGCACAGAAUUGCUGAGUCCAAGGGCUGGGUCCUGCACCCAGGGUGGAGCAACGCCGAGCACGAGGCUGAGCUGGGAGAGGAGUGCCUGGGGUGGGGAGCGCCCUCUGGAAGGGGCUGGGGGUGCUGGGUGGCAGCAGCUCAGCAGGAGCCAUCGCCAGGAGGGCAGGGGGCAUCCCGGGGGCAGCCACGCAGCGCGGGCAGCGGGCCGGGAGAGGGCAUGGCCUGGCCGUGCCCAGCACCAGCAGCCUCGCCAGAGGGCUCCAGGGCUGGAGAUGGUGGGAAGGGGCUCGAGCGUGUCCAGAGGAGAGACCCACGCUGGGGCUGGGAGUGUGACCUGGGAGGAGGCUGAGGGCUCUGGGUUUGGCUGCUAUGCAGAGAAGGAGGCUGAGGGACAGCCUCAUCCCCCUCUGCAGCUUCCUGGGGAGGGGGCAUGGAGAGGGAAGUGCUGAUCUCAUGGGAAUGCUGCUCUCAAAGCAGGGCCAGGGGAGGCUCAGGCUGGACAUUGGGAAGUGUUUCUUUACAGAGCAUGUAACCAAACGCUGCACCAGGCUUCCUGGAGAGAUGGCUGAUGCCCUGGACUGUCAGUGUUUAAGAGGCAUUUGAGCAGUGGUGUAACUGCAGGGCAGCCCUGAACUGGUCAAGUCGGACCAGAUGAUUGUCCUAAGUUCCUUCCAGCUGAACUGUUCUAUUCUAACAUGAAGGGUUUUGUUGGUUUUGGGGUUUGGUUCUAUGUGCUACAGUCUGGUUUGUAAUUCAUGGUUUGUUGUACAAAACCACAUUGUCACCUUUCUGCUACAGAGGGCUGUGAGUCACUAAUCUCCUGGCUUACUUGGUGUUUGUUAGUUAUAUCCUUAUUUACUGAUACGUGUCACUCAUAACCUAGGCUCUUUUGGAUCCAAAUGAAGCAGGUGGUGAUAAGAAAGAGCCUGGGCAUUUUCCAAAGGUAAAUAGUGUCACUGAGCUGAUAACCUUUUACAACAAAAGGAUGUUUUCUGUCAACAUGGGCAGAGCACUGGAUGUCAGCAAAGCUUGUUGCACUCUUUCCCACAAUCUUCUCCAGGCAGGACAGGGAUUUGAGAGGCUUGGCCUGAUGGAAGGUGUACCCUGCCCAUGGCAGGGGGGUUGAAACAAGAUGAGCUUCCAACCUAAACCAUCCUGUGAUUCUGUGAUUCUCCUGGACUGCCUGGGUGGGCUGUGGGACAGGUAAUAAGCUGGCUCAGGCUGUGCUCAGAAGGAGCCCAUUGAUGGAUUUUACUCAGGUGUACUGGUUUGGAAAGCCUUACUGGAUGCCAUGAGAAUAGGCAAGGUGGUGUCUUAUGCAGUAGCAAUCUUCUCCACUACCUGGUUUUCGGUGACACUGGCUCUUCCACAGAGCGGUGAAAUAAAUGUUCCAUCCAGAGCCUUGUUCUUCAAAGAAAAACCAUCCUGAAGAGUGUUUUCUUCUGUUUUGAGGCAGAACACCAUCUCUACAAGGCUGCAUGCUGUCAGAUUGCACUAAGGGUGCUCAGCAACGUGUUGCAGUGCCCUUCCCAACACAUUCUAAGAGCACCUCUCUCUCAGCUUGGGCACAUGGAUGCUUUUGACAGAAAUACCUCCAUGUGUUCCAUGGCCUGCCAGUACCUGGUCCUGCUCUCCUCUCUUGUCUGUUCAACCCUUGCUCUCCUCUAUGGCACACUCCCCACCUCUCCCUUCCUCCUUCAGGAUGAGUCAGAGAGGAGCUGAUUGUCCUCUUCUGGGGUGGAGCAAAGUGAACAAUGCCAUCAUUUGCAAAGAAAAAGAAUUUUGUCAUGGAAAUGGUGGUCAGGCAUUGGCAGGAGCUGCCCAGGGAGGUUUGGAGUCCCCAUCCCUGGAGGUGUUCAAGGAAUGCCUGGAUGUGGCACUCGGUGCUCUGGGCUGGUUACAAGGUGGAUAUUGGUCACAGGCCGAACUCAAUGGUCUUGGAGGUCUCUCCCAACCCUAAUGGUUCUGGAAUUCUUUGGCUCUGUGACAAGAGAAGGCAGCUUGUGCAACACAGCCUGUGUUGCUUGGGUGUGGGGUGAUGAAAAGCUAUGGGCAGUCCAUGAUGUUUUAAAAGAAAUAUGCAGGAUUUGCUUUCUGCCAGGAUAGGCUGAUGCAGCUAGUUCUUUCUGAAUCAAGCUGUUUAUAUUUUCUGCCCUUUUCCUACACCAUUCUUUCUUUUUUUUCCCCCAAAACUACUGACCAUCAAUGUGUAAAAUACAGACUUUCCACAUGAAAGGCUCUUUUUGGGAAGUGGAACUUUCCAUAGUUCUCUUUUUCAACUGUUUACAGAGAGGGUGCUCGGGAGGGAGACACACAACCCUGUGCUGUGGCCAGGGAAGUUCUGGCAUAGCUCCAUUUAACCAUCUUCCUUACACUUGGAGAUCCUAAAGCUCCAUGUAAGUUUUACUGUUUCAGUAAACAAUGGAGCAGUUCCUGGGGGAAUACAAGGGGGGAGUUAGUGUAGGGUUAUUUUAUCUUUCCUAGACCUUGCUUCUGUGUUCUCAGUGGUGCUUUCACAUAAUGGUGCACUGUUGUUUAUAGGAGGGAGAGACAGGAUGGGUAUGUGUAUGUGUAUUUUUAGAAAGAACCAUUGUGACAGGAAUUUCUGGUCUAAAAUUCUAAUUUUUCUGAGACAAAUUUAAAUACUGGAAUGCUGUGAAUGCUCCACACUUCGAACUGUAAGACCAGUGGUCUUCUGGUACAGUAAGGACUUGGUUCUCUCUACUGGUUUUGCCUUUCUCCGUACAGGAUUAUGGCUGGGAUAGAGUUAAUUUUCUUGACAGCGGCUGCUCUGGAUCUGUGUUUGGAUCAGCGAUGGAAGCACAGGAAUGUUGUAGCUGUUACUGAGUGGUGCUUACACAACAUCAAGGUCUGUUCUGCUCCUCACCCUGCCCCACCGGAGUGGGGCUGGGGUGUGCAAGGAGCUGGGAGGGGACACGGCUGAGCUGGCUGAGCACAGAGCUCUCCCACACCGGAGGAGGCCGUGCUCAGCAAUAAAAGCUGGGGAGGAAGGAGGAAGGGGGUGUUCCCGAGUCACCGUUACGCGUGGUAGAGCCCAGCUUUCCUGGGAUGGCCGAACACCCGUCUGCGGCGGGAAGCAGAGAAUGAAUUCCUUUUGAUUUCCCUGCUUGUGCAGGUUUUGCUUUACCUGUUAAACUGCCCUUAUCACAACCCACGGGUUUUUGCAUUUCCACCUUCUGAUUCUCGCCAUCCUGCUCCAAAAGCCCGACUCCCCCAGGGCCAGCCCCCAACAGGAAGCAGAGGCAGGAUGGAGUGAUGAAUCUCACCCCAGCUCACUAACUCUGUGUCACCUGGCUGCCCUUCUCUGCCCCAGUCUCUGAGCAGCCUGCCUCCACAUGAGGACAAGUAUUCAUGCCUGGCAUAAAUUUUUUUUUUGGUGUAACCAAAGUUGACAAUUCGUGUACAACACCCCAGGAGAGAGCAAUGAAUCAAUUGUAAAAGUGUAAAAAAUGGGCUUUUGUGAUCCGUGGGCUCUACCAGCUCCUGAGAGAGAAAUGGCACAGCUGACGUGUGUAAUGUAACAGGAGAAAGAGGUCGCUGAAACGUGCUCCCCCUGCCAGCAGCAGCUGGUGCUAUGCCAAGAGUAACCCUAGAAAUUCUCCAUAAAAGAGCACAUUGACUCAGGUUCUGCUAAGAAACUCAAGGAAAGCAAUCCUACACCUUGCUAAUCUCUGCAUCUUGGCAUGCCAGGUGUCUCAUAAUUUUCAGCUUCUGCCUGGGACUUUCCUUCCUCUCGGGAUUCUUCCAUAUGAAGAAUAAGAAUUACAGGAUCUCAAAGAGCCGCAAGGAGCUGCUGAUCCCUGCCACGCCGUGCCAUGCCAAGACAAACGUCAUGUUCCUCAAAACCCACAAGACUGCCAGCAGCACUGUGCUCAAUAUCAUGUUCAGAUUUGCAGAGAGGUACAACCUCACUGUCGCCCUCCCUGCUGACCAGCUCUUCCACCUGGGCUACCCCAGGACUUUCGUGGCCCACUUUGUGGAAGGCUUUGAAACCAUAGGCCAAAAUUACAACAUCAUGUGCAAUCACCUGCGGUUUAACCCCUUGGAGGUAAAAAAGGUGAUGGCAGCCAACACCUUCUACUUCUCCAUCCUGAGGAACCCCAUUCCUCUGCUGGAGUCUUCCUACAUCUACUACAAGGACUAUGUGCCUGCCUUCAGGAGCUCCAAGAAUGUGAACGAGUUCCUGGAAUCACCCAGAAAGUAUUACCACCCAGCAGAUUACAGGAAAAACAUCUACGCCAGGAAUAUCAUGUGGUUUGACUUCGGCUACGAUAACAAUGCGGAGGAUGACACGAACUACACCCAGGCUGUGCUGGAGGAGAUCGAGCAGAACUUCCACCUCAUCUUGAUAGCAGACUACUUUGAUGAGUCCAUGAUCCUCCUGAAGCACACUUUGUGCUGGGAUCUGGAUGAUGUGAUUUACUUCAAGCUCAAUUCCAGAAGCCAGGACACUGUCCAGACAUUGACUCCAGAAAGUGAGGAGCAGAUAAAAGCCUGGUGCUCCCUGGACUGGAAGCUCUACCUGCACUUCAACCACAGCUUCUGGAGGAGAAUUGAGGAGACCAUAGGGCUCCAGGUGCUGGAAAAGGAGGUGGAUCAGCUGCGGACCAGACAGAAGGAGCUCAUGGAAACUUGUCUCUCAGAGCAGGAGGCAGUGAGGAAGGAUCACAUCAGGAAUAAAGCUCUCCUGCCUUUCCAGUCAGGGGCUGCAAAUAUCCUGGGUUACAACCUCAAACAAGACUUGGACAACACGACUCUGAGAACCUGCCAGAAAAUGGUCAUACCAGAGCUCCAGUACACGUCCUACCUUUAUGCUGUCCAACACCCACACAAGAAGAAGAAAGAUGUGGGAUUGCCAUUGCUGUGGACCAGUCUCCAGGAGAAGAUGCAGCUCCCAGGGUCCAAAUAGGACAUGUGGCAACCCGCUGUGGCUUCCCACCGCUUUGCAUCACCCCUUGUCUGACAUCUAACUGACCCACAGGACUCUUGUGCAUGAGGGGCAGGAAGUGGGGGCUUUGCUUAAGGACACCAAGUUGGUGGUUGGUCUCUUUUUGGGGACCUUGAGCCAAAGGCUUUGCAUUGUCCAGAUCCUGGGUGAUCCCUGCCUGCUCCUGGCUGGAGGGAGCCAGGCUGGCUGCAGCUGGCCAAGACAUUCCAGCCUCUUAAUCAUUAAUCAGGAGCGUGAUCAUUUGCCUUCGUUUGAUUUUAUUUGAUAUCCAUCGUUGCAUCAGUCUGGUCACAGCUCACUGGAGCAAGUCCUGAUUUUGGAGGGUUUUAGGGGAGGGGG